This is a messenger RNA of Ylistrum balloti, 2679 nucleotides long. RefSeq lists its product as uncharacterized. NCBI's taxonomy places the organism in Eukaryota, Metazoa, Mollusca, Bivalvia, Pectinida, Pectinidae. The coding region runs from base 22 to 1002 and encodes 326 amino acids. The transcript is spliced from 6 exons. The record is from RefSeq and is a predicted model, not a curated record.
UUGAAAAAAGUGUUUGAAGUCAUGGAAGCGACAAGAGAUUGGCUAGUUUCAAUGUUCAGGGAACAUGUCGAUAUUUUUACCUCAGACACGACAGUGGCAGUAGCAACAGCAAUUAGUGUAAUAUUAAUGCUCAUUCUCGUACCGUUUGGAGCCAAAUUCAUGGUGAAGGGGUUGUCACUUGUUAUGUUUUUGGAGGGGAUAUUCUUCCUCCUCUUUCCGGAAGUAGGCUUCAGACUUUUCGCUGCGGAAAAUGUAGAGCCUGAUGUCCUCCAUCUUCAAGAAAUUCGCUCCCUUGGUAUUAUUGAUAUUGCAAUUGCCAUGACAUUCCUCUUGACCAUGAAGAGUUCAGAUAGCACUGUGCAUAGCAGUUACUUCUUUUCCAUAACUCUGUGCAUUGGAUGUUGUCUGAUGGUAGAAGGUGCUGGAUUGUUGAGAGGAAAUGCUAAAGUCAAUCAGAAUAUGCAGAACUUGGCUGUACACAACCUUCUGAUAUGGUUUGGUUUGUUUGUUUUCCACUCCAUUAGACAGAAGGAGUGGGGAGGUUAUGUUGAAGUCUCUACUUCCUGUCGCAACACUCACCUUCGAUUGGACUUCAUCAUCUGGUUUUUAUGUGGAAUCGUAGCUGUAGUCUUCCCACAAAAAAUAUACUCUUGUCAAGUGGCUUCAACGUUGACUUUGGAUUCUACCCAUGUUCACCAUGCCAGACUAAUGGGUGUAGGAUUCAUUACACUGGCCUUCAUGUCGGGCAGGGCCUCCAAUUUCUUACGGGAAGACGACAAGAAAGCUGUUCUUCUUAGCCAUGCAUUGGCAUGUGUCCUACUGUUGAUCACCAUGGGUUUGAACCAAAUCCUCACCACUUCCUUCACAAUAUGGCAUGUAGCCUUUGGAAUGACCACAGUGUUCCUAACACUGGCCAAUGCUCUUCUAGGAUCUGACCCAAAGCAGUUGGCAAAAACUGCCAGACAACAGCUGGGAAAGCUUGUACCAGUGAAACAAGAGUGAAGGUGUUUUUUGUAAACUACGUACUAUACAACCAUGGCAGCAAUACUGACAUUAUAUUGACUUGGCAGCAGCAUUUGUAUCAUUGACUUUUCAGCAUAGGCUCAUUGAUUUUAUAACUUACUUGUAACGGUAUAUGUAUACCUAUAUGUGUAAUUAUAUAUGGUACCAGUCAAAGUGCAACUGCAUUUCUAUAAUGAAUUUGUAGUUUAAAGAAAGUAGAAUUUCUCAGGAAAACCUUGUAUCUGAAGUUGUUUUUGAGCGGGCCAUGUCAUGAAAUAUAAGUUAUAUUAGCAUAAUAAAGAAAUGUUUUUGUAAACUGCAGAUAAAGACAUGGUGUUAUCUUGUAUUGUCUGACUCACUUACUGGUCAUUAAUGCUGUACACUAUACAAUUAUGAUAUGACUAAACAAAAAAUUGAAAAAGAAAUUAACAAACAAUAUUUAGACUUUGUAGGGUUACUUGGUGAAGAUAAGCAUAUUCACUAGAUUUUCUUGAUAUGUGCUACCUGAUGAGUUAUUUAAAAUGUAGCUGAAUUGAAAAUUAUGAUGAAAGAAACUCUGUAUGACCAUGAUUAUAAAAAAUGUUGAGUAAAUUACUAUUAAAACUGAAGAAUUUACCAAUUGAAAAGAAGAAAAAACAAUUUAGAUUAAGGCAGAGAAAUGGAAGAUUGUGUGUGAUUCCUAGUCAGAGUGCAGAUAAUAACCACGCAACAUAAUUCCUUUGUUUUCUUAACAAGGCACCGACUAUUUCAAAUCACUGUAAGAUUAAUUUGACUUUUGAAAUUCGUCAGAACUGAAUGACAGAAAUUUUCGGUUUCCCUAUUGUCAUUUUGAUUCAGUUCUAUAAAGUCGAGUUAGUUCAUACAGUUAUAAACAUUUCACAGGCUAUGUUCUUGGUCAAGUUCAUUGGAUAAUUCUUAUUGCCAUUUUUUUAAAAAACUUUUUUCUAAAUAAUCAAUUUUACUGAAUUUAUGCCAUCUUUUACUGGUUUAUUUCCUUGAAAUUUAUAAAUAGGAAGAUGUACAAAUGUUUAUAUAGAUAAGCUAUGAUCUUGUGUAUUUGAUUGUUAAGUUAUUAGUAAAAGGUGACAAGGAUAAAUUCAUUUAAAGCAAUUGCCUGUGUUAAUUGAAGAUGUCAUGUCCCUGCCAUAAAGGAAUAUAGAGAUCAGUCAAUCUUUUGUGUAUCAAAAUAUUGUAAUGUAUGCCUGUUACUUAGUCAAUAUUUAUGUUAAAUGAAUAUUACUAUAUACGCAACAGUUUUGCUUCAUAGUAUUAAUAUAUAUGCCAACUGUUUAUGCUGCAUGCAUGUCAAUUAUGUAAACAGCUUUGCUGCAUGUAUGUUAAUUGUAUUUACAACUACAGGUGUAAAAAAACAAAAUUUGCUAUGUCUUUAUAUUAUUUUAUUAUAUACAAAGUAUAUAAUGGUGUGAAUACUUCCAACAUUUUUAUACUCAAGUAAGGUAGAUAAUAACUACCUUUGACACAGUAGAAUUUUACACAUACUGGUUUACAUGUGUGUUGCAAUUAAAUGGCCGUGCUUUGAGAGUUUCAUAGGUUUAUAUUUCGUAUGACUUGUUUGUAGUGUGUAUUAGAAUAUUUUUUUACCUGUCUGUACAUCAUGGCUGUAGAUUUAGUCAUUAAUAUUAUCAUGCCUUAAUCUGAUGUCUAAAUAUUUUUAAG